Messenger RNA from Phanerochaete carnosa HHB-10118-sp, 1190 nucleotides. RefSeq lists its product as uncharacterized. The transcript is spliced from 5 exons. Lineage: Eukaryota; Fungi; Basidiomycota; Agaricomycetes; Polyporales; Phanerochaetaceae. The record is from RefSeq and is a predicted model, not a curated record. The coding region runs from base 34 to 1095 and encodes 353 amino acids. Gene Ontology annotation, molecular function: glutamine synthetase activity. Gene Ontology annotation, cellular component: cytoplasm.
CCUUUCCAUCUCAAACCCUUUGAACCGUUCGCAAUGACCCAGUUGUACCACCCAGACCUGCUCGCCCCCUACCUCGCCCUCCCCCAGGGCGACAAGAUCCAGGCUGAGUACGUCUGGAUUGACGGCGACGGUGGCCUCCGUUCAAAGACCACGACCGUCACCAAGAAGGUCACUUCGAUUAGCGACCUUCGUAUCUGGGACUUCGACGGUUCCUCCACCGGCCAAGCCCCUGGCGGUGAUUCGGAUGUCUACCUCCGCCCCGCUGCCAUCUUCAAGGACCCUUUCCGUGGCGGUGACAACAUCCUUGUCCUUGCGGAGUGCUACAACAACGACGGCACCCCGAACAGGACCAACUACCGCUACCACGCCAAGAAGGUCAUGGACCAGGCUAAGGACGAGCUGCCCUGGUUCGGUCUUGAGCAGGAGUACACCCUCUUCGACAUGGACGGACAGCCCUUCGGUUGGCCAAAGGGCGGCUUCCCCGGUCCUCAGGGCCCUUACUAUUGCGGUGCUGGUGCCGGCAAGGUUUUCGCUCGCGACCUGAUUGAGGCCCACUACCGUGCCUGUCUCUACUCCGGCAUCAACAUCUCCGGCAUCAACGCCGAGGUCAUGCCCUCUCAGUGGGAGUUUCAGGUUGGCCCCUGCGAGGGUAUCUCCAUGGGCGACCACCUCUGGAUGGCGCGCUACCUCCUCGUCCGCAUUGCCGAGCAGUGGGGCGUCAAGGUCUCCUUCCACCCUAAGCCCCUCCAGGGCGACUGGAACGGUGCCGGCUGCCACACCAACUACUCCACCAAGGCGAUGCGCGAGGCCGGCGGCCUCAAGGCGAUUGAAGCUGCGAUCGAGAAGCUCGCGGCGCGCCACAACGAGCACAUUGCCGUCUACGGCGAAGACAACGACCUCCGUCUCACCGGACGCCACGAGACCGGUCACAUCGGCACCUUCUCCUCUGGUGUCGCCAACCGUGGUGCCUCGAUCCGUAUUCCCCGCCAUGUCGCGUCUCAGGGUAUGGGCUACCUUGAGGACCGUCGCCCGGCUUCCAAUAUCGACCCGUACCGCGUCACCGGCAUCAUUGUCGAGACGACUUGCCUGCUCUAGACCAUGGGUGCCAAAACAGAUGCUUAGAAAUAAGACUGGGGCUGUAUAGCUUGUAUUAUUGCGGUGUUUAUCGAAAGACAAAGGGUGAUAAUCAU